UAUUCUCUGUUUAUAUCAGCUUAAAAAGAAAAAAAGAAAAAAACUAUUCAGCUAUGGCGAUGAGUCAGUUCAGCUCGUGUUCUUCAUUUCCCUUCAUCUAUCACACUCACUUUUUAAAUAACCAUUGUUCGAAAUCCCCUUUUCUUCUACAAACUUCAAAAACCUUUCCUUCUCUCACCCUUUUCGCAUCGCUUCCUCCUCCUUCAUCCCCUAUUUUCCUCCCUUUUCUUCAAGAACCUGAAGAACAAGAGCUACCAAUUGAGAACCCAAAACACCCAAAGCUUGAUGAAGAAGAAGAAGAAGAAGAGGAGGAGGAGGAGGAUAAUCAUAUAAAAGACCCAAUCAUCAGAUUCUUCAAGUCGCGUCCCUCGGCGCCUGACCCACCGAGUCAAGGCAAAUUCUCCCUCCAAAAGAACCGUCGGUCUUCUUGGCACCUCGCCCCGGAUAUCCGGUCCUUACCCGACCCGGAAUUUGACUCCGAACCGGAGCCUGAUAAUGCAGAAGAAGAAGACUUGUUCUCAGAGGCAAAACAACAAAGAGGUUAUACGUACGAAGACUCAACUGAACUACCUGACGGAAUUGUGGGAGAAAUCAUUCGCGCUGCGAGAAACUUGCCGGAGAAUUCUACAUUGGGUGAGUUCAUGGGAGGUUAUCAAGGGAAAUUAAGUGAAAAAGAAUGCUUGGAAGUGUUGUCAUUGAUGGGAAAACAAGGACUUGCUUUGGGCUGCUUGUAUUUUUUUGAAUGGAUGCGUUUGCAGGAGCCUUCACUCGUUACUCCACGAGCUUGUUCGAUUAUCUUCCCUGUGUUGGGGAGAUGGGGAAUGGGUGAUAAACUGAUGGUUUUGUUUAGAAAUUUGCCACAAAGUAAGGGUUUCAGAGAUGUUCAUGUCUAUAAUGCAGCCAUUUCUGGGCUUUUAUGCUCGAAAAGGUAUAAUGAUGCUUGGGAAGUUUACGAGGCCAUGGAAGCUAACAAUGUUAAACCAGAUCAUGUUACAUGCUCUACAAUGAUUACAAUUAUGAGAAAAACUGGGGGUACUGCAAAAGAUUCAUGGCAGUUCUUAGAUAGAAUGAAUAGGAAAGGAGUGAAAUGGAGUGUUGAAGUUUUGGGGUCGAUAAUAAAGUCUUUUUGUGAUGAAGGGUUGAAGAAUGAAGCUCUUAUUAUCCAAUCUGAAAUGGAGAAGAAAGGGGUUCAUUCAAAUACUGUAGUGUACAACACUUUGAUGGAUGCUUAUGGUAAAUCGAACCAAAUCGAGGAAGUUGAAGGCCUUUUCGCUGAGAUGAAAACGAAAGGACUUAUGCCUACAUCUGCUACCUUUAACAUAUUAAUGGAUGCAUAUAGUCGGAGAAUGCAGCCGGAGAUCGUUGAGAAACUGCUUGUUGAGAUGCAGGAUAUGGGGUUAAACCCGGAUGUGAAAUCGUAUACUUGCCUGAUAAGUGCCUAUGGGAGACAGAAGAAGAUGAGUGAUAGGGCAGCUGAUGCUUUCUUGAGGAUGAAGAAAGUUGGUCUAAAACCGACUUCACAUUCGUAUACAUCUCUUAUCCAUGCUUACUCCAUUAGUGGUUGGCAUGAGAAAGCUUAUACUGCAUUCGAGGAUAUGCAGAGAGAAGGACUUAAGCCGUCCAUUGAAACAUACACUGCUCUAUUGGAUGCAUUUAGGCGUGCAGGGGACACUCAAAGAUUGAUGAAAGUAUGGAAGUUGAUGAUGAGCGAAAAAAUCAAAGGCACAUGCGUUACCUUCAACAUCCUUCUCGACGGAUUUGCAAAACAAGGUCAAUAUAUUGAAGCAAGGGAUGUUAUUUCUGAGUUUGGGAAGAUUGGGUUACAACCAACAGUGAUGACAUAUAAUAUGCUAAUGAAUGCAUAUGCAAGAGGAGGCCAACACCUGAAAUUACCACAAUUGUUGAAAGAAAUGAUGGUUCUUGAUUUAAAACCGGAUUCAGUCACUUAUUCAACAAUGAUCUAUGCUUUUGUUCGUGUUCGGGAUUUCAAGAGGGCAUUCUAUUAUCACAAGCAAAUGGUGAAAAAUGGGCAAGUUCCUGAUGUUAAGUCCUACAAAAAGCUCAGAUCAAUAUUGGAUGUAAAAGCUGCAAAACAGAACAAGAGAGAUAAGAGUGCUAUACUAGGUAUAAUCAACAGUAAAAUGGGGAUGGUGAAAGCGAAAAGGAAAACAAAGAAAGAUGAGUUCUGGAAGUAUAAGAAAAGGAACCAUAGAACUCCCGAUGUUGCUCAUGAUGGUCAGAAAUGAAUGCCACCUUUCCGUUACAUGAGAGCUUAAGUUGUUCGACAUAAGUAUUUGGAUAUUGGUGUUGGUCCGUUGGAUAUGAAGAUGUGUCAGGGUAGUACACCGAGUUGAUUUCAUCUCCUCAUAGCACUCUAGGAGAGGCCAUGGUCUUUUAGAUUGGAUAUACAAGUGUUCAUACUCUCUUCAACAUUCUUCAAACAUGUGAGGCAUCUUUUCUGGACAAAAUCGCGAGAUUCAAUGAGGUAAAGGAGAUAAUAUCUUAUAAAUUGGUAUGAACUAUGAUAACAUAUCAUGGGAAUUAAAUGGCUACUGUUAGGUUAUCCUUAUUUAUGUUUGCAUCUCUUUCUAGGCUAACUUUUGCAAAUACUUCUCUAAAUAUAGUAGUUAUAAUAAUUAAUGGAUGCUAUGUACUAUGUAGCCUUUGUAGUUUCUUUUGUUAUUUUUGGGUAAA
Molecule: messenger RNA, 2694 nt
Organism: Gossypium raimondii (Peruvian cotton)
Lineage: Eukaryota; Viridiplantae; Streptophyta; Magnoliopsida; Malvales; Malvaceae
Product: pentatricopeptide repeat-containing protein At5g50280, chloroplastic
Exons: 2
Coding region: 54-2246 (730 amino acids)
Molecular function (GO): protein binding
Source: RefSeq, a predicted model, not a curated record